AAACAAGACCCAUCAACAGAUAAUGGCCACGCGGCAUCUUCUUCCCCUUCCCCUCAUCUUCAGAAGACUCGCACUCAAUCGCCCGCUCACUCCGCUCUUCUCCUCCAAUUCAACGAUGACAUCACCUGCAACUAAGAAGGUACUAAUCCCGAUCGCUGAUGGCACGGAGCCGAUGGAAGCUGUGAUCACCAGCGAUGUUCUUCGUCGAGCCGGCGCUGACGUUACAGUUGCUUCGGUAGAGAAGAAUCUGAGGGUGAAUGCUUCCUUUGGGAUCACGCUUGUCGCCGAUGCUCUCGUUGUUGACUGCGAGGGGUCCUCUUUUGAUCUCAUUUCACUUCCGGGAGGGAUGGUUGGCGCGAAUAGGCUUAGGGAUUGUGGGGUGUUGGAAAGCAUUGUGAAGAAGCAUGUUGAGAAAGGGGGUUUGUAUGCGGCGAUAUGUGCUGCGCCGGCUGGUGUGCUUGGAUCCUGGGGUUUGCUCAAUGGAUUAAAGGCAACUUGUUAUCCCUCUGUAAUGGAUAAAUUUCCGUCGAAUGUUACGAAAAUGGAAUCGAGGGUGGUUGUGGAUGGACGAGUUAUUACUAGUCGAGGGCCAGGGACGGCGAUAGAGUUUGCUCUGGCUUUGGUAGAGCAAUUAUAUGGGAAAGAUAAAGCUGAUGAGGUUGGAGGAUUUAUGGUAAUCCGCCCUCGUCAUGGUGAGGAGUAUACGGUGAAUGAACUAAACUCGGUGGGAUGGAAAUAUGAUAAUACACCACAGAUUCUCGUGCCAAUUGCCAAUGGUUCGGAGGAGAUGGAGGCAAUAAUCAUCAUCGACUCACUUCGUCGAGCCAAAGCUAACGUCAUGGUCGUCUCCGUUGAAGAAAAACUGCAGAUCGUUGCGCGCUGGAAUACUAAAAUCGUAGCUGAUGGUCUCUUGGACGAAGCUUCUAAAUUGCAGUUCGACCUCAUAGUUCUGCCGGGAGGGCUUCCUGGAGCAGAAGCAUUCUCCAAUUCAGAAAAGCUUGUAAAUUUACUAAAGAAUCAGGCUGAAUCAAAUAAACCUUAUGGAGCAAUAUGCGCCUCUCCAGCAAUCGUCCUUGAGCACCAUGGCUUGUUAAAGGGAAAGAAGGCGACGGCAUUUCCACCCUUGUGUGAAAAGCUCACUGAUUUGAGCGAAUCCGAAAACCGUGUGCUGGUCGAUGGAAAUCUGAUUACAAGUAGAGGGCCAGGUACGGCGAUGGAGUUUGCGUUGGGUAUCGUUGAGAAAUUUUUUGGACGCGAAAAAGCGCUUGAGCUUGCGAAAACAAUGGUUUUUGUGUGAAGCUUGGAGUCUAGUUUGUUGCUGAUCUUUCAACAAGUAUGUUGUUUAUAUGAGUGGAUUAGAUUAUAAAGUUUUGAAUACUGAAUCUACUUCUUUGGCUUUGUAUGAGAUAACUGCUUUUCUGCUGCUGAAUGUUACAUUUCUCACUGUUAUGAUUUA
Phalaenopsis equestris is the source of this 1456-nucleotide messenger RNA. RefSeq names its product protein DJ-1 homolog B. Gene Ontology annotation, molecular function: protein deglycase activity. The record is from RefSeq and is a predicted model, not a curated record. Gene Ontology annotation, biological process: protein deglycation, glyoxal removal; guanine deglycation, glyoxal removal. Gene Ontology annotation, cellular component: cytosol; nucleus. The coding region runs from base 23 to 1297 and encodes 424 amino acids. The transcript is spliced from 8 exons. NCBI's taxonomy places the organism in Eukaryota, Viridiplantae, Streptophyta, Magnoliopsida, Asparagales, Orchidaceae.